This is a messenger RNA of Chara braunii, 729 nucleotides long. The record is from the annotation of a GenBank genome assembly. NCBI's taxonomy places the organism in Eukaryota, Viridiplantae, Streptophyta, Charophyceae, Charales, Characeae.
CCGGAUUCUAUAGUCCUUAGAUCGAGUCAGUAGGUCUUGUCAGUCAAGGGGGUAGAGUCUAAGUGGUGAGGAGUGGAACCAUUGCCCGAUUGUGCACCUGACACCAUGGUUGAGACACAUACUGGCAAAAGCACUGCCCCACAGUCAGAAGCCGAACAGGCACGGAUCGCCGCCAUCCUGAGAGAGAGAAAGGAGAAGAAGGAGCUCCUCAAACAAGCGAAGUUAAAGGCGAUAGCUGAGGAGCAGACGGCGAAGAAGAAGAAAUUGGAGGAGGAGAUGAUAAGAUUGCAGCAGGAGGAGGAAGAGAAAAAGAGGGCUGCCGAAGAAGAAGCAGCAGCAAAGGAGGAAGAAGUAGAAGAAGAACCCCUAGAAAGGAGGCGUGGGGGAGAUAGAGGAGAAAGCAGCAGCACAAAAGAAGAAGAUAAGUGGAUGGAGAAGAAGAUCGGUGAGUUGGUUGCUAAUUUGUCGUUGGGGGAAGAUGAAGAGGCAAUGUUGUAUGUGCCUCUGGAGGAGAAAGAAGCGAUCGCUAGGCAACUGGAAACUAUGGAGGACCCCCUGGACCGCCAGAUGCUAGAGGAUGAGAAGAGAUUGGAGUGGAAGUUGCGCCUGGCAAGGGAGAAGAAGAGGAGGAGGGAGGAGGCCAACCGGGUGGCUAAGGAAGUGGAGAAGAUUCAAGCGUGUAGGUAGGAGGUGCAAGCGCAACAGGAAACCCCUGCCAAAUUAGACAAG